AUGAGGUUACACCUAAGCACAAUACCGAUUCCUGCAUAUUUAUUAGGUUUGUGGAUUGUCGGCACUCUAGGCAGAACUUCCAAUGUAGAACAAGGGUCUGGAAGACAUAUUAGCUUACCAUAUAAGCAGGACCAAAUUGUUUCUAUACCGUCAUUAUAUCCUUACCAAUCAAGCCACUGCCAUUGUCCUCCGGGACCACCAGGUCCACCUGGACCGCCAGGACCACCCGGUUAUCCCGGUCAUAAAGGGAAUAAUGGUAAAGCGGGAAUACCCGGACAUCCUGGUAAGAAAGGACACCCAGGCCCAAAAGGCGACAAGGGAGAUCCUGGACCAAGAGGACACAAAGGACGGGAUGGGUAUUUUGGUCUUCCAGGGAGUUUUGGUCCAAUUGGCCCUCCCGGUCUAUCUAGCUAUAGCCAUCAUCCCUAUCCUCAUCAUUAUGAUCACGGUGCUCCAGCUCCAAUUAUAAUACCCGUACCUAGUCCACCGGCAUAUCCUUACCCACCACCAUUUAACCGUUGGCCAGACUGGAAUGCAACCAAUUAUCCUAAUAUCGACAUAAAUAAUAAUAAUAGAAAUAAUGUAACAAAUGAUGUGGACAUUAGGAUUUACCGACAGACCCCCAGUACACGUGGCUUUAAUGAUGUGAUACAACUAAAUGAAGAAGAUUCAGAAGAUAUGAAGGAAGACCCUAAUGACCGUAGAAAAUAUGCAGAUAUACCGAACGCAAAAACCCGCAACCAAUAUAAGUAUCGAUGA
Messenger RNA from Bactrocera dorsalis (oriental fruit fly), 759 nucleotides. RefSeq names its product collagen alpha-1(XVII) chain-like. NCBI's taxonomy places the organism in Eukaryota, Metazoa, Arthropoda, Insecta, Diptera, Tephritidae. The transcript is spliced from 2 exons. Bases 1 to 759 code for a protein of 252 amino acids. The record is from RefSeq and is a predicted model, not a curated record.